AUGUUCUUUGAUGACUUCAACUCUCAAAAAAUGAUGAGUGUCCUGUUCACCAUUCAGUUGGGAGUAAUCUCUGUAAAUUUAUUACCGACUAGUACAGAUAUUGCACUAGGGCGAUAUCGACCCAAACGGUGGGCAUACUAUGAAAUACAUAAAUGUGGAGAGAUUAAAGGCUACAGUUGUCUGGAACAUCGUCACUGUCAUGAACGUUAUCUACGUAAAGAUAUGGUUUGUUUUGAGGUCUAUCCAUGCUUAAGUUCCUGUAUAUUUAUAGCUCAGUUGUAUGACUAUGAAAAGCUUGCAGAACAAGUUGAACAACUAAUGUUGAGAGGGAUUCCAGUCAAUAAUCAUGAUGAUGCAGUGAAUUUUGUUCGUGAAAAAACAAAAAAGUUGGCGCGUGAACUGAAUAUGUCAUUACCACUGGGAGGAACAUAACAGAAUUUUGACAACUGAAACAAUUUUCAGUAAUAUUAUGACAGUAAAGAUUACUGGAGAAUAAAGAAACUUUGAAAAUGACUGUUUCUAAUGAAUGAGGCGAUUCAUUGUAAUCAUUUCUUUUGAUCAUUGUGGUUAUUAUGAAGUCAGAGGUUUUGGUGGUAUCCGACAACGGUGAUUAGUUGGCAACACUUGGUGGUUAUUUUCUCUUUGUGUGCUUUUUUCGCUUUGUACUGUUUUAAUUUGUUCCUGUAUUUUGUUACUUUGCUUUGUGUAUUGACGUCUGAUUCUUGUUACAGAGAUCGAAAGAAAUACAUCUGCACAUGGUGUUCCAUAUACCUACGAUAAACAACCCAAUAUUACUCUACUGAUGAUGAUGAUGUACAUUUUG
Messenger RNA from Heterobilharzia americana, 823 nucleotides. The record is from the annotation of a GenBank genome assembly. Lineage: Eukaryota; Metazoa; Platyhelminthes; Trematoda; Strigeidida; Schistosomatidae.